This is a messenger RNA of Contarinia nasturtii (swede midge), 2827 nucleotides long. Its product is annotated as copine-8-like. NCBI's taxonomy places the organism in Eukaryota, Metazoa, Arthropoda, Insecta, Diptera, Cecidomyiidae. Bases 761 to 2437 code for a protein of 558 amino acids. The transcript has 4 exons. Gene Ontology annotation, molecular function: calcium-dependent phospholipid binding. Gene Ontology annotation, cellular component: plasma membrane. The record is from RefSeq and is a predicted model, not a curated record. Gene Ontology annotation, biological process: cellular response to calcium ion.
AUAUAAACAAGAGCACAUAGCGGCACAGAGUUCUCACUCUCACUCUCAAGUUUUGCUCGUAUUUCAUACAAUCGUAUGGGCAUACACGCACAAUCUCAAGUGGCCAUAUGUGUGGCUUGCUACACAACAAGCUCAAUUUUUUUCUCACCCAUUUUGUACUACAAGUUAACGAUCGAAUAAAUUAAAUUGGUUUUAUAAUGUAAUAAUAGCGCUCAGUCGAUUUUCGUAUGGCAAACAGACUGAAAGCAGACGCUCUAUCGGUGCGCGCGUUCUCUAUCACUCGGACAUUGAAUAUAUUUUGUGAUUUUUUUUACUUCGUAUCUUGUGGUUCGAUAUUUUUUUUAAAUUCUUUUUACGUAUUGUUUAUCGCAAUUAUAGAAACAGAGUGAAUUUGGUGAAUAAUCAAGGUCAUUUGAAAUUUAAUGCAGGAAGACGGGGAGACAUUUUUCGAUACGAAAUCAAUGUAGUUAAAAUAACGAAUAAAUUUGAAUAUUAGUUUUGAAGCGCAUUUCUCGUGAGUGCUGUAAAAUUGUUCAGUGUGGGUGGCAGUCAAAACUAAGCUGCAAAUAUAUAACAAAAAAACAAAUACAUACACACAGUGAUUACGCGACAAAUUCUAAAAUUUGUCUAGAAAAUAAACUAUAUAUAAAUAUUUGGUAAUUAAAUAAUAAUAAAAAAAGAACGGCGAAGAGGUGACGACAACAACCAGCCACCAGACAUACAUAGUAAAAAAAGAAAAAAAAACCGCAAACACAAAACUAUGACACAUAUUUAUAUCGAUGUGCCAAUUUCGGCGCCGAGCGCUCCAGCCAUUGAAACCAAUGUGCACGGUGGGUCAAAUGUAAAUGUGGUACCAACAACGCUCAUUGAAAUGACAUUGAGUGCCGAAAAUUUAAUUAACGCUGACGUUCUAUCGAAAAGCGAUCCAUAUUGUGUGAUUCAAAUAAAAGAGGAAUCAUGGCAAGAAAAAUACUGCGAAAUUGGUCGUACGGAAAUCAUAAAAGAUAAUUUGAAUCCAGAAUGGGUGAAAAAAUUCUUAAUCAAUUUUAAUUUCGAGACUGUACAAAAGAUACGGUUCGAGGUAUGGGAUCACGAUACAAACGGAAACGAUUUUCUCGGUGAAUACGAAACAACAUUAGCGGACAUCGUAUCAAAUUCGGGGCGACAAUUUAAAGGCAAAUUAAAUCACAAAAGUGCUCGUAAUGCGGGCCAUAUUAUUAUUGUUACAGAGGAAGUGGCCGCAUGUAAGAAAAAUAUUCAAAUUGAAUUUCAUGCAAAGCAUCUUGAAAAAAAAUCAUGGUUUGUACGAAACGAUCCGUAUCUGGUACUGUAUCGGUCGAACGAAAACGACGGUAGUUCGUCGAUAGUUGCUCGUACCGAAGUCGCGCCAUCCACACAAAAUCCCAAGUGGGAUAAAAUAACGACAAAAGUGCGCACUUUGUGUAACGGCGACUAUGAGCGAAGCAUCAAAAUUGAAUGCUAUGACAAUAGGUCGAACGGGGAUCACAAGCUAAUUGGCACGUGUCAUACAUGUUUGAAUAAAUUGUCGAAAGGCCCUGGCGAUGAUAAUAUCUAUGCAUUACGAAAUCCGAAAAAACAACACAAGAAAGAACAUUCCGGUUUCCUUGAAUUGAUCAGCAUCAGUAUUUCGGAUGAAGUUUCGUUUUUGGACUACAUUCGUGCUGGCACGCAAGUACAUUUUGCGGUUGCCAUUGAUUUUACAGCAUCAAAUAAACCAGCAACCGAUCCACAAUCGUUACACUACCUCAGUCCACAACGCCCAAAUAGCUAUGAAAUUGCAUUAAAAAGUGUGUUUGAUAUUAUUUCACAUUAUGACACAAGUAAUAUGUAUCCGGCAUUUGGUUUUGGCGCAAAAUUGCCUCCAUCAAAUGAAGUAUCACAUCAAUUUCCACUGAACGACAAUGUUGACCAUCCAUACUGUUCGAGCAUCGAAGAAAUCAUGGUUCAUUAUCGUCGACAAUUAAACACCGUACAAUUGUUUGGACCUUGCAAUUUCUCACCCGUCAUAAAUAACACCAUUUCAAUUGCCAAACAAUAUCAAGAUGGAAAGCAUUACUUUGUUUUGCUUAUUAUAACUGAUGGAAUUAUUUCGGACAUAAAGCAUACCAUUAACGCUAUCAUCGACGCAUCAAAAUUGCCAAUUUCAAUCAUUAUAGUGGGAGUUGGUGACGCAGACUUUGGUGCAAUGGAUGAGCUCGAUUCAGACGACUGUCGCCUAUCGAUAAAUGGUCGAACAGCCGAACGCGAUAUUGUGCAAUUUGUGCCGUUGAAUCAAUUUUUAACCGGUCAACAUGUACGAUGUCAAGCUGAUUUAGGAAAAGCUGUUCUGGCCGAAAUUCCCGAUCAAAUCACUGGCUUUAUGAAAUCCAAAGGUUUCAAACCAAAUCUACCAACCGACAAUUCAGACGUUAAAUAAGAGAGAAACAUGAACAAAUUGAUUGACAUAAUAUUAUAUUAAUAAAUUAGAGAGUAGAGCAAAAAUAUACAAUUAUUAAGCGUUAUUGGUCGGGUCAAUCGAAAUAUAUUGAAAGAAUUUAAUCGAUGUGCAUUUAACUAAUGGCCUUUAAUUGUUUCAUACCAAAUAAAAAGUCUAUAUUAUUCUAUAAUAUAUUUUAAUCGAUGGACACACACCCAUACAAUCACACACGUCUAUAUUUACAAAAUGUAGGAAUUAGAGUGGAUUUAAUGAAUACAAAUUAAUAUUGAACGAAUGUCAUUUUGUCGAAUUUCCAUUGUUAUGCAUGCAAAUACAUAUAUUAUAUUUUUUCAUAGCAUAAGAUAUAACUCGAUUUUAAAUCAUUUUAAA